Messenger RNA from Brassicogethes aeneus, 4026 nucleotides. The record is from the annotation of a GenBank genome assembly. NCBI's taxonomy places the organism in Eukaryota, Metazoa, Arthropoda, Insecta, Coleoptera, Nitidulidae.
GACCUACAGAAAAACAACAUAACAACCAUCAAUGAGUUCGACUUUCAAAAUCUGUCAAAGUUGAGAAUACUAGAUCUAAGUAGGAACCAAAUUUCUGUGAUCGGAAAGAAAAGUUUUCGUGGGUUGCAGUCUAUAAAAAACUUGCAAUUGGACAAUAACCAGAUUACAUGUAUCGAUGAUCAAGCUCUGAGAGGUUUAAAGGAUAUAGAAAUAUUGACACUUAACAACAACAACUUGACAUGGCUCAGCAAGGACAUGUUCAGCAACAUGUUCCGCCUAAGGAAUCUGCGAUUAAACGAGAAUCCUUUCCACUGCGACUGUCAAUUGUCCUGGUUGGCCAGGUACGUGAAGGCCAAUCCCAGGUUGGGGCAAUUUUCCAGGUGCUCCACUCCUGCAAACUUGAAAGGGCAAAACAUCGUGGAUCUGAUCGACCAAGACUUCAAAUGUUCAGGUCUGGCAGAGCACUCUAUUCGUGGAGAAUGCGUGACAGAGCCACCUUGCCCAAGUCAGUGCAAAUGCGCAGAUGGGUUGGUAGACUGUCGAGAAAAAGGUCUAACAAAAGUACCGGAGCAGUUACCUGAAGGAACUGUGGAACUACGUCUAGAACAAAACGAAAUUACAGAGAUUCCAUCCAAAGCCUUUGCCAAUAACAAACGAUUACGACGAAUUGACUUAAGCAACAAUAAGAUUUCGAAAAUUUCGUCCGAUGCCUUUUUAGGACUCAAGGCUCUUACUUCCCUAGUUUUAUAUGGAAAUAAAAUCAAAGAUCUACCUGCUGGAAUAUUCCAUGAACUCAGCUCUCUACAACUCUUAUUAUUAAAUGCCAACGAUAUAUCCUGCAUACGAAAGGACACAUUUAAGGACCUCGCAAAUCUAUCCCUUCUGUCUUUGUACGAUAAUAAUAUCCAAUCCUUGGCAAAUGGCAGUUUUGACUCUCUGCAAAGCAUUCAAACUCUUCACCUGGCAAGAAACCCAUUCAUCUGCGAUUGCAACCUGAAAUGGCUCGCAGAAUAUUUGCACAAAAAUCCUAUAGAAACAUCAGGGGCAAGAUGUGACACCCCGAAACGCAUGCAGAAAAGAAGAUUGGAAGCUUUGAAAGAUGAAAAGUUCAAAUGCCAAGAAGAAUUUAGAACAAGGUAUGCUGGCGAAUGUCUUAUUGAUAAUGCAUGCCCAGUGGGUUGUUCAUGUGAUGGUACCAUUGUGGACUGUUCUGGAAGAAGUCUAAAAGAAAUACCAAGGGAUAUUCCACUAUACACCACAGAACUAUUGUUACAUGACAACGAAUUGGGUCGUAUAAAGUCCGAUGGAUUAUUUGGGAGAUUACCAAAUUUGAUAAAACUGGACUUGAGAAGAAAUCAAAUAACUGGUAUUGAAGAAAAUUCCUUUGAAGGUGCCACACAAAUUAUAGAACUCAAUCUUUCUGAAAACAAACUUUACGAAAUUCACAACAAAAUGUUUUUGGGGCUACAUAAUUUGAAAUCUUUAUCCUUGAAUAAUAAUGGAAUUACAUGUAUAAUGCCUGGAUCCUUCGAUCAUUUAACGUCUCUUUCCACUCUAAAUCUCAUACACAAUCCGUUUGUCUGCAACUGUCACUUGGCCUGGUUCUCUGAUUGGCUUAAAAACAAAGGACUAAGCGGUUCUUCCCCCAGAUGUUCAGGCCCUGCAAGAGUAAAAGACGUGUUGAUAAGGGAACUGCCGAAAAACGAGUUCAAAUGUUUGAGUGAUAACGAUCAAGGUUGCUUGGGUGAAAACUACUGUCCGCCGAUGUGCGCAUGCACCGGCACUGUUGUCAGAUGUUCGCGCGCCAACUUGACCGAAAUACCGCGGGGAAUUCCCCCGGAAACGUCGGAGUUGUACUUGGAUUUUAACAGUAUUUUUAGGAUACAAGCUGACAGAAUCAGUCACUUAAAAUCACUGACGAGACUGGAUUUGAGUAAUAAUAAUAUUGGUAUGCUGUCCAAUAGCGCGUUUGCAAAUUUGUCCAAACUCAGUACUUUGAUUAUAAGUUACAAUAGGCUGCAAUGUGUGCAAGUUAACUCUUUGACGGGAUUAAAUGCUCUUAGAAUAUUGUCUUUACACGGCAAUCAAAUUUCAAUGAUUCCUGAAGGGACAUUUGCCAACUUAAAAUCGAUCAGUCAUAUUGCUUUAGGUGCGAAUCCUUUGUACUGCGAUUGUUCGCUAAGGUGGCUCUCUGAUUGGGUCAAAGUCGACUAUGUUGAACCGGGUAUUGCUCACUGUGCAGAGCCUGCUAAUAUGAAAGAUAAAUCGAUUUUGUCGACGCCAUCUAACGCUUUUCAAUGCAGAGAAAAAGUGAGCAAUGAAAUUUUGGCAAAGUGCGAUGCCUGUUUUACCUUCCCUUGUAAGAACGAGGGAAAAUGCGUUACGCAGCCAGAAAGGGACUACGAGUGUAAAUGCGCUCCAGGAUAUCACGGAAAAAAUUGCGAGUUCAUGAUCGACGCGUGCUAUGGAAAUCCUUGCAGGAAUCAGGGCGCCUGCAAAGUCCUGGAAGAAGGAAGAUUCAGUUGUCAAUGUCAACCUGGAUAUGACGGUCUAAGAUGCGAGAAUAACAUCGACGAUUGCCUCAAAAACAAAUGCCAAAACAACGCCACCUGCGUAGAUUUAGUGAACUCAUAUCAAUGCAAAUGCCCUGCUGGUUACAUGGGUGAAUACUGUGAAAAGAAAAUCCCUUUUUGCACUGAACACUACAACCCGUGCAAAAACGAUGCCACCUGUGUGGACCAUGACACUUAUUAUACUUGUGAAUGUUUGCAAGGUUUUAAGGGAGAAAAUUGUUCUAUAAACAUUGACGAUUGCGAAAAUAAUAUGUGCCAGAACGGCGCUUCUUGCGUGGACGGCGUCAACGACUACGUCUGCAAAUGCGCUGGCGACUUCAUAGGAAAAUUCUGCGAAAUCACGCCCAUCGUGGCCAUGAUGUACCCCCAAACGUCCCCAUGCCAACACCACGACUGCGUGCACGGCGUCUGCUUCCAACCUUCGGGAUCCAACGACUACCUGUGCAAAUGCGCCCCCGGAUAUUCGGGAAAGCGUUGCGAAUACUUGACGAGUCUGAGUUUCGUCCACAACACCUCCUACGUGGAGCUGGAACCUCUGAGGACCAAGCCGGAGGCCAACGUUACCAUCGUUUUCGCUACCACGCAAGAAAACGGUGUUUUGAUGUACGAUGGCCAUCAGGAGCACUUGGCAGUCGAGCUUUUUAACGGAAGGAUCAGGGUCAGCUAUGACGUCGGGAAUUAUCCUGUUUCUACAAUGUAUAGCUUUGAGAUGGUGGCUGACGGUCAGUACCACAUAGCAGAGUUGAUUGCUAUCAAAAAGAACUUCACUCUUAGAGUUGAUAGAGGUUUGGCGCGCUCCAUUAUCAACGAUGGUAGCAAAGAUUUCCUCAGAUUGGGUACUCCAAUGUACCUUGGAGGUAUCCCGGCUGAACCUGGGCAACAGGCGUUUUCCCAAUGGCAUCUGAGGAACCUCACCAGCUUCCACGGCUGCAUGAAAGAGGUGUGGAUCAACCACAAGCAGGUGGACUUCGGCAACGCGCAGACGCAGCAAAAGGUCCAACCUGGCUGCGGCGUCGUCGAGCAGGACAAGGAGGAGGAGGAGCGGCAGCAGGAGGACGAGAUGGACGGCAUGAUGAUCGGCGAGCCGGCUAGUCCGCCCGAUCCGUGCCUGCGCAACCAGUGCAAGCACGACGCGAAGUGCGUGCCUGCGCGCCAAGGCGACUUCGGCUACGCGUGCAAGUGCAAGGCGGGCUUCAAGGGCAAAUACUGCGAGCAAGGUGAGGAGGAAUCUCCCACUUGCAGAAAAGAGCAGGUAAGAGAGUAUUUCUCUGAGAAUGGAUGUAAGUCGAGGAAACCAUUGAAGAUGGCCAAGUGUGUUGGGGGUUGCGGUAGUUGCUGUCAAGCUAGAAAGAGCAAAAGGAGGAAGGUCCGCUUGAUGUGCCCCGACGGCACCCGCUACACCAAAGACAUAGACAUCGUGCGCAAGUGCGCGUGCACGAAGAAAUGCUACUGA